GCAGGUCUGAGGUCAGAUUUCAUCAGAAGAGACGAAGUAUGGAGGAUGUCUGCUGGACGGUCACUGGGAUGAUCAGAGGGAGGACGCAGCUGCAGGUCAGAGGUCAGAGGUCAUCUUACCUGUACACCUGUGCGCUGUGACAUCAUACAGCUGACAGGAAGUGGUCAUCAUGGUGGGUGUGUUGGCGUGCGGCUCCGUGAGCUCGAUCAAAGCUCUGUGGGAGACGAGGAUCAGGAGGAUCCAGGACGAGGAGGAGGAGCAGAGGAGGAGGACGGCGAGGGGCGGAGCCACAGGCAGACUGAGUUUGGGGGUCUGGGAGGACCGGGCGGUUCUGGCCCGGCUCAAACAGAAGCUGCAGACUGAAGACGGACGCCUCGUCCUCCGGAUCGAACAGGAGGACUGGAAGUCUUUGCCGGACUGUCUGGUCCAGCUCGGUCAGGUCCAGGAGUGGCAGAUCCACCGGACCGGGCUACAGAAGAUCCCUCACUUCAUCUCCAGCUUCCAGAACCUUCUAGUCCUUGAUCUGUCCCGCAACAGUGUCUCCGAGAUCCCCCAACAGAUCGGGAAGCUGACUAGGCUCAGAGAGCUCCUGCUGAGCUACAACCGGGUCCAGUUUGUUCCUGAGGAGCUGAGCGGUUGUGAGAGUCUGGAGAGACUGGAGCUGGCCAUGAACCGGGACCUCAACGAGCUCCCAGACCAGUUGAGGAACCUGAAGAAGCUGCAGCACCUGGAUCUGUCCAUGAACGACUUCACCUGUGUGCCCGACUGUGUGGUCGGACUGCCGGCGCUCGAGUGGCUCGACAUGGGAGGAAACCAACUGCAGCACCUACCUGAAGACAUUCACAGGAUGGAGAAGCUGCACACUCUGUGGCUGCAGAGGAACCAACUCGAGAGACUUCCAGACAACAUCAGCAGGAUGGCCAUUCUGGACACUCUGGUCCUCAGCAGCAACAGACUGAGAGAUAUCCCCCCACUAAUGGAGGACAUGUCCAACCUCAGGUUUGUGAAUUUCCGGGACAACCCUCUGACUCUGGAUGUGACGCUACCGUGCAGGAAGACAAAGACUGAGGAUGAUGAAGAUGAAGAUGACAGAGAGAUGUUUGGACGAGAGUUCAUGCAGUUGUACAUCCGUGAGGCCAGAAAGAGAGCGUACGCUGUCCUCAACAUGCACUGUGUCAACCAGCCGAUCGACGAAUCGUCAGACUAAAAUAAUCUCUGCAUUUCUUCUUCUGGGCUUUUCCCUCCUCAGAACUCAGCUACAGGUUUUAAAAGCAGUGAAGAAAAAGACUUUAUACUUCCUGUUUUUUGGAGGCUGAAUUACCAGCAGACAGACGAACACUGAUGGUUUAUAAUGUGAAACUGUUGUUGUAUGAGCUGACGUUACUUCCUGUUUGUGUUGUGUGCAUCACGUAGUUCUUACAGACUGAACACAACUGAAAAUACUUUAAUACAAACUUUACAGAACAUGUGAACAUACUGAGUCUGAGAAAAUAAAAGUCUUCUUUAGAAA
Messenger RNA from Dicentrarchus labrax (European seabass), 1510 nucleotides. RefSeq names its product leucine rich repeat containing 39 (gene lrrc39). Gene Ontology annotation, molecular function: protein binding. The record is from RefSeq and is a predicted model, not a curated record. Lineage: Eukaryota; Metazoa; Chordata; Actinopteri; Moronidae. The coding region runs from base 170 to 1207 and encodes 345 amino acids. The transcript has 9 exons.